This is a messenger RNA of Aspergillus saccharolyticus JOP 1030-1, 1056 nucleotides long. Its product is annotated as F-box protein. The coding region runs from base 1 to 1056 and encodes 351 amino acids. The record is from RefSeq and is a predicted model, not a curated record. The transcript has a single exon. NCBI's taxonomy places the organism in Eukaryota, Fungi, Ascomycota, Eurotiomycetes, Eurotiales, Aspergillaceae. Gene Ontology annotation, molecular function: protein binding.
AUGGAACAAGGUCAAACAGCAACGAUGCUUCACAAGCCUGAUGACGUGCCUGUCAAGGACGUUGUUCGCAUCGCCUCAUAUCACCGGCGUGACUUCGAUCUCGCUGUUGUUCGCACAAAUCCUUCUGACCAUGACCAGAUACGAAGCUCACUGCUUUCACCUAACCAUGCUACUACCUCAACUCUGGGACAACUUGACAUCUUGCCAACUGAACUAGCUCACGAGAUAUGCCUCUACCUUGAUAUCCGGUCAUUGUUUCGCUUUCGGCAAGUCAACCGCCGUGCCCAACAAAUUGUCAGUUCAAUUCGUCUAUACAGAGCGGUGAUCAAUCAUGCUCUCGAGGCCUUCUGUAUUAUACUACGGACCAAUAUCGCGCCUUGGUUCACACUCUCGGAUCUAUUCAAGGUACUGUGUACGAAGUAUUGUCAAUUCUGCGGUGAUUUUGGCGGGUUCAUCUUUCUUCCGUCGUUUGCGAGAUGCUGUUUCACUUGUAUUCGGGAAGAGAACCUCCCCCGCGUCUUACCUCUUUCCGUCCUUAAACAACGCCUCAAACCGCGUUCCGGCCGCCUACUCGGGUUUAUACCCACAGUGAGAACUUUACCUGGAAUAUACUCAAUGGACGAAACGCCGCGAAAGAGAAGAACUAAAGUUGUACUACGGGAUUCUGUUAACACGCUUUAUCUGUCUGAUUACUCCGAAAAUACGCGAGUCAAACGAUCACAAAGCACAUCGCUCCUGCCCUACAUGGUAACAACAUCCUUACCGUAUUUCGAUCCUAAGAGCGGUGCUGUUCAGAGAGGAAUCUCAUGUAGUGGGUGUCAGGUCGCAUUGGAAAAAGAUUUAUAUACGUCAGGAGUUAAACCAGCUGCCUGCGCCUUGAGAGACAAAGUGUACUCGCAUGACGAUUUCAGGAACCACUUUCAGAAUUGUCACGAGGCUAGGAAGUUAUGGGAAUUAAGUGGACAGGGUACAAGCAUUAUCAAUGUCCCCGAGUUUGUUAGACGUCGAGGCUACUUUAAGAAAAGAGAUGUUAUGAUGUCUUUCCAUAGUCAAUAG